AUAAUGCUUUGUAAUAAAGAAAGAAUCUGGUAGAAAGAAUGAAACGCAAGCUAAGUUUUGGGAAUUACUAUAUACAAAAACAAAACAGUUAUCACCCAUAAUCUGGUAGAGCGGUUCUUACCGUAAUCAUAAUCAUUCACUUUUUCAUCUCUAUCUCUCUAUAUAUAAUCAUUAUCAUAAUCUUAAUUACAAUCAUAUUAUUCGUAUCAAGUUCUCCCUCUCUCUAACUUUGUUUCCUCUCCAUUCAAUUACAUUCACAUAUUUCUCUUUCUCUCUCUAUCGUCUAUGGCAACCUCAUCAUCUUCUAUAACACACAAUAAAGAAGAGAAACAAAUUGAACAUGAUCAAAAUGUUCUGCAAAAACAUGUUGCAUUCUUCGAUAGGAACCAUGAUGGCAUCGUUUAUCCAUGGGAAACAUUCCAAGGGUUUCGGGCAAUAGGUUGUGGAAUCGUGUUAUCGAGUGUUGCUGCUAUUUUCAUAAAUCUCGGUCUUAGCCAGAAAACUCGUCCGGGAAAAUUUCCUUCUAUAAAACUACCAAUAGAAAUUAAAAACAUCAACAAAGCAAAACAUGGAAGUGACUCUGGUGUCUAUGAUAGCGAAGGAAGGUUUGUUCCUUCAAAAUUUGAAGAAAUUUUCAACAAGCAUGCAAAAAAAAACUCAAAUGCUUUAACAUCUGAUGAAUUGAUCGGGCUGCUAAAGGCAAAUAGAGAGCCUAAGGAUUACAAAGGAUGGCUUGCUAGCUACACAGAAUGGAAGAUCUUAUAUGUUCUUUGCAAAGAUAAGAAAGGUUUACUUCACAAAGAAACCAUUCGUGCUGUCUAUGAUGGGAGCCUAUUUGAACGUAUGGAAAAGGAACACUCAGAAAAGAAAAAUAAAUAAAUAAAUAAAUAAAAUAUUGAUUAUUCAUAUUGAGAAAUUAGGGGUCAUAUGAAUUUCUAUUAAUUGUGUCUUUUCAAGUAAUUCUAUUCAUAGAUUGUGAUAUUCCUAUGGGUGUAUUGUGUGAGUGUGUGACUUAAUUAAGGAAUGAAGUUUUAUCAUCUUUGUUUCAUUUUA
Molecule: messenger RNA, 1053 nt
Organism: Trifolium pratense (red clover)
Lineage: Eukaryota; Viridiplantae; Streptophyta; Magnoliopsida; Fabales; Fabaceae
Product: probable peroxygenase 4
Exons: 6
Coding region: 286-879 (197 amino acids)
Molecular function (GO): calcium ion binding; monooxygenase activity
Source: RefSeq, a predicted model, not a curated record